UAAAAUUUAGAAAACCAAAACAACAUCUUAAAAAUUAGAAUAUUUCAGGUUUCAACAACAUUUUUACUCCCAUUCAAUCGUUCAAAUUAGUAUUUAAUGACUUUGGAAGAGACUUGUGAGCAAGAAAUCUCCCAAAAACACUGCAAAAACGUAAAACGCGAAAAUAGUGAAUUCGGUGAGAGCGUUGGGCGCUCUUAAAACUUCCGAAUUGCAUCAAAUUUCGUCUUUUUCGUAGUCAUUCAGAAGUUUUUUAGAAGUUAAAUGUUGCAGUAGACAAAACGCAUUAACACACACACCCCUUUUUUUGGCUCCUUGGCAGAAAAUUGUUGUCGGCGUCAAUGGAACUUACAGGAAUUGCGAUGCGAUUGCUUAAGAAACAGAAAAACAGGGAAAUAAUGCCUCCUCGUAUAGAAUUAGAAAUGUCGUAAAUUUGGUAUUAUCUCGAUGCUAAGACGUACGAAAAAGAUGCGAACGAAGAAUAUUUUGAUUUUUUUGGUGCUUAUAACCAUCACGAGUUUCCUCUUUUUCAUCUUGGGUCCGGCAACGGAGCAAAAUGACUCGCUGAAGAACAUAAUGUCGCAAACGCACCAACAAAUUCAGGUUUUCAAGGACAAUUUGUCGAAGAAAAACGACAAAAGUCUCGAAAUUGACGAGAAAUAUUUGGAAAUGUUGGGUUUCAAGCCGACAACGGCGGCAAUUAACACGCCAAAUGGCAGGUUGGAUUUCUGCAUUGUCACGUAUGUGCGGGCAGGACAACUCGAUACGGCAGUUUUGUUCGUGCAAAGUGUCCAAAUGCGUUUGCCGAAUGUCACGAUGCUCAUUUACGACUUGGGCCUGUCGGAAGACGAUCAACGCACGUUAACGACUUCGCCGCUUUGCAACAACUCCAAAUGCACUGUGAUACCCUUCGAUUUGUCAGCAUUCCCGGAUUUUGUAGCCGACGAGCGAAUGCAUGCCUUUCGCCCGCUCAUCAUCAAAAAUGCCCUGUCGCACGCCAAACUGAUCCUUUUCACGGAAAACGAAAAUCGCGUUCGCAGCAAUGUGACGACGCGCGAUUUGACGCUGCUAACGCGCAAGACUGAAAACAGUACGCUCGGCGUACUUGGCUGGACCACGAACAAACAAGCUGUCUCGAGUCGCACGCAUCAAAAAAUGUUCGAAUAUUUCGACAUGAACCCCGAAUCUUUUUAUUUCAUCCCAAUGGUCUCGAUGAGUGCGGUUUUUUUCGUUCGAACCCCGUUUGUCAUUCAACGCAUCAUGUUGCCGUGGAUCAAAUGUGUCCUCACACAAGAAUGCGUUUGUCCCAUUGGAGCGCAAUCGGGCGGCUGUAAAUACAACAAGAAGCCCCUUUAUCGCUACAUGGGAUGUCACAGCUACGACGAGAGCGCCUUCAACAUCGUGCUUGGCAAAACUUCGAAACUCGACGAGACAAAGUACUCGGAAACGGGAGAAACGCCACUUUUUUACACAGAAACUCUCGAACAAGCGACCAAAAUUCUCGAGAAUCGACGCAAAAAUGCCAGUGACGCUUCUGAAAGGCCAUUCACGGAAAUCUAAACCAGUUUUUAGCGAAGAAAAAUUAAUUUUGAUGACGCUUCAAUUAAAUUCUAGAAUCUUAAAAAAAAAUUAUUAAAUUUAAGGAUAGGAAAGUUUACCAAAAAAUUAAAAUUAGGAUAAAGGUUAAAGUAUUUUAAAAUUAAUUUUAAGGGAAAACGAACACAAAUUAAGAAGAUCUUACUUAAUAAAAAAAAUAUUGAAUCUUGAUAUUGAACAAAAAUAUCUCACAAAAGAAAAAGAACCAAUAAUUGAAAAUUGGCCUUUUUUUCGAAUGAUAUUGUGCGUAAAUUGUGCUUCGAAUUGUAAAUAUUUACCUAAAUAAAAAAAGGCAGAAUUUUUUUAAUCAAAUGUAGAAGUGAAUU
Molecule: messenger RNA, 1919 nt
Organism: Culicoides brevitarsis
Lineage: Eukaryota; Metazoa; Arthropoda; Insecta; Diptera; Ceratopogonidae
Exons: 3
Coding region: 445-1557 (370 amino acids)
Source: RefSeq, a predicted model, not a curated record